This is a messenger RNA of Notothenia coriiceps (black rockcod), 2630 nucleotides long. It is a transcript of the gene snd1, whose product is annotated as staphylococcal nuclease and tudor domain containing 1. Gene Ontology annotation, biological process: mRNA catabolic process. The transcript is spliced from 15 exons. Bases 17 to 1711 code for a protein of 564 amino acids. Gene Ontology annotation, molecular function: RNA binding; nuclease activity. The record is from RefSeq and is a predicted model, not a curated record. NCBI's taxonomy places the organism in Eukaryota, Metazoa, Chordata, Actinopteri, Perciformes, Nototheniidae. Gene Ontology annotation, cellular component: cytosol; nucleus.
UCUGUCCCUAUAGGUGAUGCAGGUGCUCAACGCUGAUGCCAUGGUGGUGAAGCUCAACUCUGGAGAACUCAAGACCAUCCACCUGUCCAGCAUUCGGCCCCCCAGAAUUGAGGGAGAGGAGAAGAACAAGGACAAAGACAAACGUUUCCGUCCGCUCUACGACAUCCCCUACAUGUUCGAGGCCCGGGAGUUCCUGAGGAAGAAGAUCAUUGGUAAAAAGGUCAAUGUGACAGUUGAUUACAUCAGAGCAGCUACCGGCCCAGGAGAAAGCACCCCCGCAUUCUCAGAACGCACCUGUGCUACAGUCACUAUUGGCGGCAUUAACAUAGCCGAGGCUCUGGUCAGUAAAGGCCUGGCCACAUGCAUCAGAUACAGGCAGGAUGACGACCAGCGCUCCUCCCACUACGACGAGCUGCUUGCCGCAGAGGCUCGGGCCAUCAAGAACGGGAAAGGGCUGCACAGCAAGAAGGAGGCUCCCAUCCACAGAGUGGCUGAUAUCUCUGGGGAUACACAGAAAGCCAAGCAGUUCCUGCCCUUCCUGCAGAGGGCCGGCCGCUCAGAAGCUGUGGUAGAGUACGUGUUCAGCGGCUCCCGCCUCAAGCUGUACAUGCCCAAAGAAACCUGCCUCAUCACCUUCCUCCUUGCCGGUAUCGAAUGCCCACGCAGUUCCAGGAAUAUGCCCGGGGGGACGCAGGUGGCUGAACCCUUCAGUGAAGAAGCCAUGCUGUUCACCAAAGAGCUGGUGCUGCAGAGAGAGGUGGAAGUUGAAGUGGAGAGCAUGGACAAAGCCGGAAACUUCAUUGGCUGGCUGCACAUCGAGGGUUUGAAUCUGUCAAUUGCGCUGGUAGAAGGCGCUCUGUCCAAGAUUCACUUCACAGCCGAGCGCAGCAACUACUACAAAACCCUGGUCUCAGCAGAGGAGGCCUGCAGAGAGAGGAAAGAGAAGAUCUGGGCCAAUUAUGAGGAGAAACCAGUGGAGGAGGUUGUGUAUGUAACAGAAGAAAAAGAACGAGUGGCCAACUACAGACCAGUAUUUGUCACGGAAAUCUGCGACACCCUGCACUUCUACACCCAGGACGUAGAGACAGGGAGCCAGUUGGAGAGUCUGAUGGAGACCAUGAGAGCGGAGAUUGCCGCCCAGCCGCCUGUGGAGGGGUCCUACGCCCCGCGCCGGGGGGAUUACUGCAUAGCCAAGUUUGCUGAUGACGAGUGGUACAGAGCCAGAGUGGAGAAAGUUGAGUCACCGGCAAAGGUUCAUGUCUUCUACAUUGACUACGGCAACAGAGAAGUUGUGUCAUCCACUCGUCUGGCUGCCAUCCCCCCCGCCUUCAGCACCCGGACCCUGCCCGCACAGGCCACCGAGCACGCCCUCGCCUACAUCCAGGUCCCGUUGGACGAGGAUGUCCGUGCGGACGUGGUGGACUGCGUUGUGCGGGACAUCCAGAACAGCCAGUGCCUGAUGAACGUGGAGUACUCGGGUGCCAGCUGCCCGCAUGUCACCAUACAGUUCGGAGACACUAAGGACGAUGUGGGCCUGGGCCUGGUCAAGGAGGGCAUGGUCAUGGUGGACGUCCGCAAGGAGAAGCACCUGAAGAAGAUGGUGACAGAGUACCUGAACAGUCAAGAAUCUGCCAAGAGUGCCAGGCUCAACAUUUGGCGCUACGGGGACUUCCGUGCGGACGAUGCCGAUGAGUUCGGGUACAGGCGUUAAAAAGAAAAAACGGGGGAUAAAAAAAGAUAUCGACCAUCCAAUCAACACCAUUCCAAAGACCACCAUGGACGGCACACAUUGGACAGAAGACAGAUGACGAUAACUAAACGACAAGCAUUGACUCAAUCUUCCUUCUUUAUUUGACAUUUCAUCCCUCCAGUCCUGACUUCUCUUCUGCUCUUAAUUGCGUUCUCCCCUGUAGCUCCACAUAGAGCAUGCUAGCAAUGCUACAUCUAAAAGUAACUCGUGCAAGAAUCCCUUUCCCCUCAUCUCUUUGUUCCUAAUGGCCCACUGCCAGCUCAAGCAGCCUGCACUAUUGCCAAUCUGUGUUAUUUGCCAUUUUACCUUUUCAGCAGACUUACUGUGUGGAUGAUAAUAAUUAUUAUACUUAAGUAUGUGUUUCAGCCAAUCACUUCCCUUGCUCUCUGACUCCUGCCCAGUCCCUGUUUCCUCUGCACAGGAAGGGGCCGGGUGCUCUGGGGGGGACGCUUGAUUUUCGCAAACAAAUGCUUCCCUAAUGAAUUUCAUGUAAAUGUGAGGAUAUGUUGAAAAGUGUAAAUGGUUUAUUUUAGAGAAAUACUGUAGGUGGAGCCACACAGACAAAAAAAAAAGGAUGAGUUUAUUUUGUCUUCAAUGUAUAUCUGUGUGAUGACAUUUGCGGAUGUUUUUGUGGGGAGUGUUUUGACGUUUAUUCAAUAUGUCACAAUUUUAAUGACCAGUAAAAAAGGAAUGCCAUCACGAGGCAUUUGUAUCAUCUCUCAAUCUCCUUCUGUAAAGUUUACAUUCUGAUAAUGCUUAUGAUCCUGUCUCUUCUAUUUCUGUCUCUGAUAGCCACAGCAGAAAGUGUUUGAAUUUGUUUCCAAAUAAUGGACCUUUGCAUUCUAUUAAAAAUCUGCUGAAUAAAAAUUAGCAAACUUUA